This is a messenger RNA of Blepharisma stoltei, 874 nucleotides long. The record is from the annotation of a GenBank genome assembly. NCBI's taxonomy places the organism in Eukaryota, Ciliophora, Heterotrichea, Heterotrichida, Blepharismidae.
AUGGUCGAAAGCGAAAACGCGCUCAUGGAAUCAAUCAAGAAAAAAGGCGACAAGUCUUAUUACUACGCCCACGCUCCUAGAAACAUUGAUAUUCCUGAAGAAGUAUUUUAUUUAUUAUAGGGUUCAGUUUUCCUGGUGAGAUCUUAUACAGCUACAUCAGGUAAGCAAUGGGAGUGCACAACCUCUUGGCCUGAUCCUUGGAUGCUUGGUGGGCACAGAGUUUUACUGCUUAACACUCCCGAGGAGGGAGACCCAUAGGUGGUACAUGCGCUGGAGUCAAGUUUUGAGCGAGGCAAUGCAGCCCGUGAGAUCUGGCAGCCAGUUGACCGUCGAUUCGAUAAAAAGGGUGAAUCCGGAAAUGCCCAGUGACGUCACCAAUUGGUGUCUACUGGGGUGAGCCCUUGUGGCUUUGUUAAAUCACCCUGCGGAGCUGGAGAAAUUUGUUAAAUACUCAAUUAAUGUUAAUGUUAAUGAUAUUCCUGAAGAAGCCAAAGUUUUAGAAGGUGUAGGCAUUGUGACUGGCGGCCCUCCAGUUUUGAUCACAAAAGAUGCUCCUGCAGAGGCAGCACGACAAGUCACCCCUCAAAUUGUAAACAUAAGAAACUACUCCUGGGCUGAAGAUGAUGACAAAGUGACACUUUACAUAAAUUUUGAAGAAGAAGUAAAGGCAGAGCUGAUUUCCUGUACAUUCAACACAAAAGAAUUUGCCUUGACCUACGAUUUCUCAGAAGCAGAAACCAGGAAGCUGAUUUUGAAAAACCUGACCCACAAUAUUGAUCCAAGCCAAAGCAACUACAAAAUCAGGAAAAGCCGAAUCACAGUAAAUUUGAAGAAAACGGAGAUAGAGAAAUGGUAUAAAUUAACAGAGAGUUAG